Molecule: messenger RNA, 891 nt
Organism: Peronospora belbahrii
Lineage: Eukaryota; Oomycota; Peronosporomycetes; Peronosporales; Peronosporaceae
Source: the annotation of a GenBank genome assembly
AUGGAACUAACGUGUGUCACUCAUGCCCUGUCAAACCACAUCAAGGCGCUUUCACAUGUAGUGCAACGCAUUAAUGAAUUUGUGAUCCCGGAGACCAUUGAUGCUGCUGUUUACAACGACUGUCAAUACAUCAUUCGCGUACAUGGAGCUACAAGACGAUGGACUACAAAGGCAAUGGAUGGCGCUGCUGCUAGAGGACGACUUGAUCUUGUGAAAUGGUUGUCAGUAACUCGGAGUGAGGGCUGCACGAUCGCUGCUAUUGACGGAGCUGCAAGGAACGGACACUUGAAAAUGGUCAAGUGGCUUUGCAAACAUUAUGUUAGGAGAUGCUCAAGUAAUGCUUUGAAUGCUGCAGCAGAAAAUGGUCAUGUCGAAGUGGUGAAGUGGCUCUGUCGCCAUAAUCGGGGACGGGACCCGUUUGCGCUUACCUAUGGGGUGCAAGCUAUUGCACGUACCGGCGACACGGACGCUUUACGAGCAAUUUUACGUGAGAACUGCAGCUGGUAUUACGUUGGUCGAGCUCUCGAAGAUGCCGCGUCUCAAGGAAUGACCGACAUUGUAAAACUCCUGUUGACUGUAAACCUCAGACAAUCAAACGUUAGUCGCGCAUUGAACAACGCUGUGGUCAUGAAACACAUUGACAUUGUCAAAAUCUUGGCUGAUCUCUGCUCGUCUUCAGAACUCCGAGACGCGUAUUCACACUUGACGACCGGGUGCAACACAAAGAUUGCUGAGUUCCUCCGUAAGUCGGCAGAGGGGAGAGACGUUGAAGAAAAGUGGGGGUAUGUUAGAACGCAACACAAGACACUUGAAUGGACGAAAGCAUCGCGUGGGCGUGGAACAAAUACGGACAAGUCUGUCUCGUUUUGCGGGCUUCUACGGUCAUGGUGA